AUGUCCGCUUCAAUCCCUGGUAAUCGAGACCUCCCCGCAUCCAGGCACGAUCUCAAUACGUACUGGGGUAGAGUUAAGCAGGCGGCAGAAAUUUCGGAUCCCAGGACGUUGUUUGUCUCUCGGGCUGGUCUGGAAAAGGCUAAAAGCCUAAUUGCAUUGUAUAAAAAUGGCCACGUCCCGUCCAUGACCCCUGAACUCUGGCACGCCAAGCAAAUUGUCGAUUCGACCUUACACCCAGACACCGGCGAACCCGUCGUUCUCCCCUUUCGCAUGUCAUGUUUUGUUCUUUCAAAUCUGAUUGUAACUGCGGGAAUGCUCACACCUGGCCUUGGGACAAGGGGAACUGUUCUCUGGCAAAUUGCCAAUCAAUCUCUAAACGUCGCUAUUAAUAACGCCAACUCAAACAAGUCGACUCCGCUAUCUUAUUCUACCAUUGCAAAAUCAUAUCUUAUCGCAGUAUCCGCCUCCUGUUCCGUCGCUCUAGGCCUAAAUGCGGUCGUCCCACAUUUAAAAAGGGUAGCACCCAAUACAAAAUUAAUACUAGGGCGUUUAGUACCUUUCGCAGCCGUGGCUACUGCAGGCGUUCUUAAUGUGUUCCUAAUGCGCGGCGAAGAGAUCCGCAAGGGAAUCGAUGUCUAUCCAGUGCUCUCCGACGAGGACAAAGCAAAACGAGAAGUUGAUGGAGGUGAGGUGCAGAGUCUGGGGAAGAGCAAAAAGGCUGCUACACUCGCUGUGGGGGAGACUGCCAUCAGUCGAGUGCUGAAUGCAACUCCAGUUAUGGCUAUUCCUCCAUUGAUUCUCGUGCGGCUACAAAAAACAGAUUGGCUGAAAGCACGACCUCGAUUUGUCACUCCUGUCAAUUUGGGUCUGAUAUUAGCAACGUCCCUAUGUGCGCUGCCAUUUGCGCUGGGCGUAUUCCCACAACGGCAAGCAGUGAACGCCCACUCGCUCGAAAAAGAAUUCUGGGGUGGUGGUGGGAAGAAUGGAGAGGUUGAGUUUAACCGGGGUAUAUAA
This is a messenger RNA of Paracoccidioides lutzii Pb01, 1014 nucleotides long. Its product is annotated as sideroflexin-1. Gene Ontology annotation, cellular component: mitochondrial inner membrane. Gene Ontology annotation, biological process: monoatomic ion transport; mitochondrial transmembrane transport. The coding region runs from base 1 to 1014 and encodes 337 amino acids. The transcript is spliced from 5 exons. The record is from RefSeq and is a predicted model, not a curated record. Gene Ontology annotation, molecular function: monoatomic ion transmembrane transporter activity.